This is a messenger RNA of Fundulus heteroclitus (mummichog), 6783 nucleotides long. RefSeq names its product protocadherin 1b (gene pcdh1b). The record is from RefSeq and is a predicted model, not a curated record. Bases 681 to 3986 code for a protein of 1101 amino acids. Gene Ontology annotation, cellular component: plasma membrane. Lineage: Eukaryota; Metazoa; Chordata; Actinopteri; Cyprinodontiformes; Fundulidae. Gene Ontology annotation, biological process: homophilic cell-cell adhesion. Gene Ontology annotation, molecular function: calcium ion binding. The transcript has 5 exons.
GUGAGGGAGGGGAGAGAGAGAGAGGAAAGGGAGAGACGCGGGAGCGCACUGGUUUGGAUUCACUUCACUCUCCAAUCACUCACGGUGCAGCCGCGUUACCUGCACCGUGCCGGACCCCGCGAGGACCCGAACCGGACCGAAGGGCUAGAACCGGACCAGACCUGCACUACUCUCACCAUCAACUUGGACCCUUUUCCACUUUUUUUUUUUUUUUUUUAGGAAGCGUGCGGGGGAGAGAAACGGGUGGGAUUUUUUUUCUCCCGUCCCGGUGCGCCGUCCACAUCCAGCACCUCCACCCUAACUCCCUCUCCAUCCCGCAGAAAGCGUGCCACCAGCGGAGGAUGCAGCCGCCUCGGUCCGGCCGCCCGUGACGCUUUCAGAGAGGGUCUGUCAGUGAGUCCGGCCGUCACUCCGGAGAGCGCUGGUCACGACUGAAAUAAACUGAGAGAAACUAGAGGGAUAACUACAGCUGUGACUGGAUUGUUUGACUCACCUCUGAAUCUUCUUUUUUUUUAUUUUUUAUUUUUUAAUGAUCACUUUUUAUUACAACCUUGUGGAUUUUUUUAAAUAAUAAAACAAUUUUUUCCCUGGAGCGCCUGCGUCUGGAUACCACGGAGGAGCCAAAGCUUAUAUCCAGGGUUGGAGCGCUCAGAGCCGGGGCUAUAACCCGAUCCAGAGUGAUGUUGUCCGGCAGAAAAAUGGCGGUGCUGAGGUGGGAAGUUCCGUUGCUCCUUGCCGUCAUCCUUGUGGUCCCCUGUGACGCUGUGCAUUCUGAUAUUCUUUAUCGGGUUCCCGAGGAGCAGCCGCCCAACACGUUGAUCGGCAGCCUAGCGGCAGAUCAAGGCCUUCCCGACACCGGACAUCUGUAUAAGCUGGAGGUGGGUGCCCCGUACCUGAGGGUUGAUGGCAAAACCGGCGACAUCUACACCACCGAGAUUCCCAUCGACCGUGAGACGCUGAGAGACUGCCAAAACCUGUUUGGUGACAAAUGCUUCUUGGAGUUUGAGGUGUCGAUCACUGACAUGGUGAAAGGGAUCGGCUCGGGGCCGCGGCUGAUCGAAGGUCGCAUCGAGGUGCUGGAUAUCAACGACAACACGCCGCAGUUCGCCUCACCCAUCCUCUCCCUGGCUAUCCCAGAAAACACGAACAUCGGCGCUCUCUUCUCCAUCCAGAUGGCCACCGACAAGGAUUCUGGUUCCAAUGGGGUAGCCGAAUACUCUUUGAGCACCGGACCAGAUGCCGAUGAGCUUUUCACCCUGCAGGUCGCCUUGGACACAGAUGAGAAACUGCCACAGCUGGUGGUCAUGGGCAACCUGGACCGUGAGAAGAAGGACUCCUACGAUCUGAAUAUUCGGGUUGUGGAUGGAGGGAAGCCACCGAGGGCCAGCAGUGCUCUGCUGCGUGUCACUGUGACCGAUCAGAACGACAACUCUCCGAAGUUUGAGAGAAAUCACUAUGAGGCUGAACUGCCAGAGAACAGCCCACUGGGACACUCUGUGUUGCAGGUCCGAGCCAAUGAUGCUGACACUGGCACAAAUGGAGAGAUAGACUAUAGCCUCCAUCAAGCAUCCGAGACCGUCCAAAGACUUCUUCGUAUUGACCGUUCCACUGGCAUCAUUUACGUCAAAGGUCAGGUUGACAGAGAAGAAACUAGCUUUCUCAAGUUCUUUGUAGUCGCCAGAGACCGUGCUCCUAAUUCCAAGAGUUCCAAAGUCCUAGUGACCAUCAUUGUCAAGGACCAAAAUGACAAUGCACCAGCGAUAGAGAUCCGUGGUAUUGGGUUGGUCAUCCACCAGGACAGUGUGGCCAACAUCUCUGAGGACAUGCCAAUUGGCACACCGGUAGCACUAGUGCAGGUGUCAGACCGUGAUGAGGGGGAAAAUGCUGUGGUAACGUGUGUGGUUGCAGGUGACGUCCCAUUCCAACUACGACCUGCUAGUGAGUCAGUCGGUGAUCGUAAGAGAAAAUACUUCCUGCAGACAACUACACUGCUGGAUUAUGAACGUAUUAAGGAUUACAGAAUUGAAAUAGUUGCUGUGGAUUCUGGCAACCCAGCUCUAUCAAGCACCAAUUCUCUCAAAGUCCAGGUUACAGACAUUAAUGACAACGCGCCAACAUUUUCUCCGGCAUUGCUUGAAGUGGACUUUGCUGAGGGUAACCAGCCAGGUGACAGAAUCCUAGAUGUUGUGGCCACAGAUGCAGACAGCGGCAUCAACGCAGAGAUGAUUUAUAGCAUAAUUGAGACCUCAGCUAGCAGGCUUUUUGAGGUUGAUGCCAACUCUGGGGAGGUUCGUGUGAAAAACGCACUGGAUCGAGAGGAUGUUGAGCGUUACGAGUUCCACAUCACAGCAGCUGACAAGGGCCUUCCAAGUAAAACUGGAACAUCAACAGUGGUGGUAAAUGUUUUAGAUCGCAAUGACAAUGAACCAAAAUUCAUGCUGAAUAGCUACAGCUUUUCUGUCAAUGAGAACAUGCUUCCACUAAAUCCUGUUGGUGUAGUGACUGUCACAGAUGCUGAUAAGGGGGAGAAUUCUAGAGUGACACUGUAUGUAGAACCAGAUAACGGGAAGUUUAUGAUCCAGAAUGGCACAGGAACUAUCCUGUCAAGCAUUUCGUUUGACCGUGAAAAGGAAAGCACCUACAUCUUCCGCCUGAAGGCUGUUGAUGGUGGUGAACCACCGCGAUCCUCCUACGUCGGUGUGACCAUCAAUGUUCUGGACGAAAAUGACAAUGCCCCCUAUGUCACCAAACCAUCCAACUCCUCCUACACCUACCUGACACCUGCCACUCCUCCAGAAACACGGGUGGAAGUGGUUGAGGCGGAGGACAUUGAUGCUGGACCCAAUGCAGAACUGCAGUACUCAAUCAUAGGAGGAAACCCUUACAACCUUUUCCAAAUCUCAUCCACCAGUGGGGAAAUAACGCUGGCAAAAGAAUUCUCUGGCAAACAUAACGGACUUCACCGGCUCGUCGUGAAGGUCAGUGAUCGAGGCAAACCUCCUCGUCACACAACCACCUUAGUGCAUGUGUUUGUAAACGAAACAAAAUCCAAUGUGUCUCUCAUUGAGGCACUGGUGGGACACAGUCUUUACACACCUCUGGACAGAGACAUAGCUGGGGACCCCAACUACGACUACAGUCAGCAUAGCAACAUUAUGUAUGCCAUCUUUGCUGGUAUUGUUGUUGUGAUCCUGAUCAUUAUAGUUGUGGUGGUCAUCAGAAACCAUCUGAAGAAAGAUACUAAGAGUGGUUACCAAGCUGGAAAAAAGGAGAGCAAAGAUCUUUAUGCUCCCAAGCAAGGCCCGAAAAAUGGCAAGGGGAAAAAGAGCAAAAAGCCAAAAGCUCCAAAACCCACAAAACCACUGGAAGAGGAGGAGGAGGCGAGCCUACAGAAAGGUCUGAAGUUCAACCUCAUUAAUGAUGUCAAUGACAGUCCCAGAAUCCAUCUGCCCCUUAAUUACCCACCAGGAAGUCCCGACCUGGGUCGUCACUACAGGUCCAACUCUCCAUUGCCAUCUAUCCAGCUACAACCACAGUCACCCUCUGCCUCCAAGAAACACCAAGCCGUUCAGGACCUCCCUGCAACCAACACCUUCGUAGGAACAGGCGAUAACAACUCAACGGGAUCGGAUCAAUAUUCGGAUUACAGCUACAAGGCCAACCCACCCAAAUACAACAGCAAACAGCUGCCCCACCGCCGAGUCACCUUCUCCACCUCCAAUCAAGCACAGGAUCUGCAGGAUGCGUCCCAGCACAGCUACUACGACAGCGGCCUGGAGGAGUCAGAGACCCCAAGCUCCAAGUCAUCAUCGGGCCCUCGGAUCGGACCGCUGGCUCUGCCGGAAGACCACUACGAGAGGACCACGCCCGAUGGCAGCAUCGGCGAGAUGGAACACCCGGAGAACGGUAAGACCAGGUGGAGCGUCGUCGAGCACCAGGCCGGAGAGGGGGGCUGGACAAAUCAGACUGCCUUAAGACAAAACUAAAGACACAAAGAGCAUCUUAAGCUUCCAUUUUUUCCUCCUCCAGAUUACAAAAAGAGAACAUAUUAAGUCUUUGAGGUUUUUUUUUUUUGCCUCUAUGCUGCAGUUCUGAGGAUUUUUUUUCUACUUCUCUUCUCGCCUGUGGUCGUGAACUGCUUUUUUCAGCUUUAUGUUUCACUUUCUUGUUGCAAAUUCCUGAGGAUGGAAAUCACAUCAGAAAAAAAUAGAUGAAAGCCUUUUUUUUGUAAGAGAAGUUGACCCGAAUAACAAAGAAUUCAUCAUUUUUGGUUUAAUGGCCUCUUUUCUUCCCUGCCAUGUCCUUGGUAGGUCACUUUUUUGGAAGUGGAGUUGAUUUUUGUUUGGGUGGAGGUAUUUGCAGCUCAUUUCUCUCUGUGGAUGAUACUCAAGCUCAAAUGGACUAAUCACAGUGGACAAAAGUAAAAUAUCUUCAUUCUAUGGGCCUUCUUUGCUCUUUUUUGUAUUUUUUUGCAGCUUGCAUUUCUCUGAGAACUGAAGAGUCGCUUUUUCAACUUUAUUUUUCUUAUUUUCGUUGCCCAGGUGCCUGUAGUUGUUAAAUGACAGUCAGGGUUCGGAGGACAGGGUGACUGGCAGUUAAUCAGCCGACACGCCUUCUCUCACAGUCCAACAGGAACUCUGGUAGGAAUUGUUUCAGGAACAGUCUUUCUUCUGGCCUCCAUUGACACUACUGCCAUGGGACAUUUUAGGCACAGUUAAAAGAGCACCCUUAAACACCUAUAGUUGUUCUUAAAGAUAAAUGGAAAUCAGUUUUCACUGUGUGUUCGAUAUGGAGGUUGAUCUAGUGGUUGUUGCACCAGGCUUUGCACGUACAGUGGAAGCGUUGGAAUUAUGAAAAUCUUGGUAAGAAAUCAGAACUCUGCUGUGCAAAGGUGCUAGAUCAUUUGUAGGGUUAGAAACUCUCAUUGUAUAGAUUUUCUCAAUAGAAAUAAACGCUUAAGAAAACAAAUAUCUUUCCAACUUAUAUUAUCUGAGCAAACAGUGUCUUAGCUCAUUGCAACAAGUGUUUUUUGUUACUUUUUUUUUCCCACCAAACCAGUGCUUUUGGUGGCAUUGUUUCCUCAAAACAUGGCACUAUAAAAAUGCUUCUGUCACAGCAUCACAUCUCUGUUGGGACAGGGGAGAGGACUGUUUUCAUUUGGUGCUGGAAGUGAACUUAUAGAGACCAGCAACCGAUUAAAUUGUUGUUUAAAACUCCUGAGUUAGUUUUCUGUGUACUCUGCCUUAUUUCAGACCAAAGUCUGGAGCUCCAACACGAGCAAAAAGUGAUAUGAUCUCAUUGCCUCCUCACCUUAUUGUUCGUUUUUGGACAAAACAAUGUUUUGUUUUAAUGUCACGCAGAGAGAAUGUAGAUGAAAAAUAAUUUUCACAGCUUUUACGAUUGAUUUAAUUUAUAAACUGGCUCUGGGUGGCUCUUUAAUAUCGCCACCUAGUGUUUAUAACUCCUGCUGUGUGUACAAUUCUUGUUUGCAAUGUUCAUAAAUACAGAUCAAAUACCAGAGGUGACACUUAUUAAUUAAAAAAAUGUUCACGUGCAACUGCUGGUUUUAAAAGUGUUUAGAAAUCAGACUCCAGCUGUUCAGACUUCUCUUUGCAGAGAUAAGAAGACACAUCCAAUAAUGUAUGUAAACAAGCUGUAUCUCAGCAGUGUGAUCCUGAGAAAUCUGUAAAACCAGGAAAGUCCUGGAACCAGCCCAGGUUGACCACUGUAACCACUUUGAUGGAAAAACACGAUAGACAAAUAAUCCCCAACAAAAACCCAUCUAUCAUUUAAUGGCAGCUCUUCUCCCUCUGAUAUGUAUACAUUGAGCUUUAAUUGUUCUUUUUAAAUCAAAAACCCUAAAGGCUACUAAAUUAUAUAAAAGAGAUCAGUAUAGGGGGCACAUUAUUUUGUAGUAUGAGUCAGAUUACUAAUAAAUGGCUGAUCUGUGGGGAAGAAACCUCCAAACAAAAGCUUUAAUUUAAAAAAAAAAAAAAUCAUUAAUUGCCAAAAUAGCAGUUAUAUACAUUGAUUAUAGUUAAUUAAUUUCCUAUAAUAGUUUUUUUUUUUUUUUUUUUUUUUUUAUCAAUCUAGACUUUUACCCUGGUCUCCAAUUGUGUACUGUUAUUGACAAAAACUCAAAUAUGACCAAAAUGUACACACAAUGAGUGUAUUAAAAAGAAAAACAAUUAGUGAAUUACAAAAAAAGGGGUUUCCCCAUUCAAUUUCUUUUGUGGAACAAUGUACUGUGGAGUCAUUAAUCUUGCCCUCUUUCUGUCUGAAUUCUACUUAUACACCAUAUAUUAAACCACCCACCUUCAUCUCACCUCUUCCUCCUCUUUCUUCCUCUCUGAUAACUUUUCUUUACAAGUUCCAUGUAAGAUAACUGCUAAAUUCAGCCAUCCAGGCAAUUAAACUCCUUGCUGACCUCCUAAUGAAACCCCUAAACUCCAAGCUGCCAUUCAGCUCUCCUCUUUCCGUUUUCUUCCAGUGAAUUAAUCUGUGUAGGACUCAGUCGGCUUGUACCUCCGCUUAGUAACAGACAAUUGGUCAUAGAUCAAAGGCUUGAUUAUUUGUAAGUGCAACCGUGUGUUUAGUUUGAAUUAUGCCAGUAUGUUUAUGGGAUAUAAAGCUGUAAAACGGUGUGUGAGUUUGAAUAUGUGUAGUAAUCACUGGUUUGCUGUAGGAAUCAAACAGAGCAGCUUGGUGUCCUGCUGCCGUUCCUGUGAAUGUAAUUUGUAUCCAGAGUUUUUUAUUACAAUAAACAAGUGCUGUCACACUCUA